AUGGACGGCAAUAAUAACCUAGAGGCAGUGCCUGAGGACGAUCUAGUGGUGAUACCCCGCCCACAAAAUCCCCAAGGACAAAACAACAAGCGGGCGUUCCAAAAAAGACGUCGAAGCAGGGCAUGUGACGCCUGUAGGCUUCGAAAAACGAAGUGUGAUGCUCCCCCAGAAGGAACAUGUUCCUCCUGCGCGUCCGCCUCGUUACUGUGCAAGUUUUCAGAUCCUGAGAGCGAGAAGAAGAAAAUCGGCCCGGCUAGACGCCUUCGAAUGCUAGAAACAACGGUCCAGGAGUUGAAUGAGAAGUUGAAGAUUGCGGAGGCGAAGCUACAAUCUGGAGAACGCAGCAGUACCGACGCUAGCACCCCUGAAAUUCCAUCAUCAUCCUCUGAAAUAGCCGUCACGACAACAAAUCGACGAGCUGACAGUCCUUCUAAUUCUAAUUCCACAGCAACUGGGAAUUCCCCAAGUGAUCGAUCUCCGAGGCUUUCCAUAUCCCAACCUCCCAGAAGGGUUUCCUACGACAUCAGUACUAAUGAAGAUCUUUUUGUUGGCACCACCUCCGGUUUGGGGUUUCUUGCCUCGAUUCAAGAAUAUGUAGAAAGACUAGGCUACGACACGACCUCACUUCUCGACGCUUGGAAGACCGCCGAGGCUAAAACAUUUCCAACAAAUCCGCCGAUCUACAAUGACGACUCACAGAUGCGGGACCUUCGCGCCUUCUUGCCCCCGAAGCCUGUCGGGCAAAAACUACUCAGCAUUUUUCACCAUUCAACUGCGAGGUAUUUGUUCUUCAGCAGUACCAUCAAAAGCCAGAAAUACCCUAAUGUUGCUUGUAGAGUUGCUCCAAUCUUUUAUUGGCCGAUAAUUCUAACUAAAUUCGAACGGGCUUAUGAGGCUCCAAUAUACCCAAAUGAUCAAUCAGCUGUUACCGGGUUCGAUAGACGAGGUUGGCAUUUCUAUGAGUAUGCAAAGAAGUUCCAUGAUUUGAGCCAGCCAAUGUACUCGAUAGCUGAUGUCGAAGUAUUGAUGGUGAUGGGAAUGUAUCUCGACCUCUCUGCUUUGCCCUCACCUGCAUGGAUGACGAUAGGUUCGCUAGCAAGAGUUUGUCAAGACCUUGGCCUUCACAGGAAACCAGCAGAAGGGAAAUUUACCCCUCCAGAAUACGAACACCGCUCCCGCAUGUUUUGGUGUGCUUUCCUCCUAGACAGAAAGCUCGCCUUGCAAUUCGGCAGACCGCCCAUACUAGACGAGGAAGAGAUCGAUAUGGAUGAACCUGGAAUGAAUGAUACAAGCGAUUUGAUCCAUUUGGCAUUUGACGCUGCACCGAGGGGAUCAAAUACAUUCGCUGGAAGUGCUCUUUUCCGACAGAUGAUCACCAAUUCGAGGUACAUCGACCCUAUAUUACGGCUAAACGCCGAACCAGGGAAUGAACAACAGGUGGAGCAUCGAAUCUACGAAAUUGAGCAGAAACUCGAUGCUAUCGAGGCAAGUUUCCCAGAAGGUAUAUUUGAUUGGGAGAAUUCCAAGCCGUUAGAUCCGGUACUUGUAAAACAUGCCGUGUUGGCUAUGGCAACUAGGCUUUCCAUGUAUCGGCACUUCACUGACGCCUCACUGGAUCGUAAACUCAGAACUCGUUGUUUCAUACGGUCCGUUGAAGUUGGAAAGUCUACAGUGCAUCUUCUCAAUCGAAUGAUGAAAUACCCUGACUGGGAACACGGAUUCCGGCUUUACCAGAGCGAGUUAUGCUACCAACACACCUUCAAAGUAUCAAUUAUUAUCCUCCUAGCUUCAACAAUAUUUGCAAAACCGUUUCAAGUGGCCACUAGUGGCGAGCUAGACACUUGCUUGAAGGCUCUUCGGGCCGCCGCACCAUCACGGCCAACAGUUCAACAGAGUCUUCAUAUGUUCGACGAAGUGGCCAAAAUUUUGAAAAAUGAAUAUAGAACUUCAGGCUACGUAAAUCAUAUCGAUGCUUCAUCGUCCACAAUGUCAUUCAACAAUCAUUACAAUCCACCUGCUACUUCCUUUGAUAUUUCCCUCAGCCCUACCAGCAUUACUUCAAGUGCCCCCGGCCCUUCUAUCCCCACCACCAUAUCUACGGACCACAAGUCGCUCUAUAUUGCUCCAAUAGUCCCAUCUAAUGACCUUAGGGUCGAUCCUCCGAUUGUUCCAAAAUUCUGGCCAAGCUAUGAAUCUUAUGGGCGCGCAGGAUUGGGGUUUAGCAACUUAAAGCUCCCUUCGCCGUCAGAACACUCAAACUGGCUAAAUCACAUAGACCCUUCCUAUUGGACAUUGAUGGAGAAUGUCCUGAGCCAUGAAGCGAAUAUCCAUGAACCAAAACGACAAUGA
This is a messenger RNA of Orbilia oligospora ATCC 24927, 2349 nucleotides long. RefSeq lists its product as uncharacterized. Gene Ontology annotation, molecular function: DNA-binding transcription factor activity, RNA polymerase II-specific; DNA binding; zinc ion binding. Lineage: Eukaryota; Fungi; Ascomycota; Orbiliomycetes; Orbiliales; Orbiliaceae. The record is from RefSeq and is a predicted model, not a curated record. The transcript is spliced from 6 exons. The coding region runs from base 1 to 2349 and encodes 782 amino acids. Gene Ontology annotation, biological process: DNA-templated transcription; regulation of DNA-templated transcription.